GCCCAAUACAUUUUAUGGUAAAAUGGUGAGAAAAAGGGGAGGAGGGAGGGAUCGAACCCUUGCUGCCGAGAUGGAAACAAAGCACCACUACCAACCAGCUAGCUUGAUCAUGCUGACAAGAGGAGAUAUGCAUGAUAAAUAAACUUCUUCCGGUUCAGCACUCGGACCGGAUGAACCGGCGGUUGGACCGAUGAACUGGUGAACCAGGUGCUCGAGCGGUUCAGUGGCCGGUCCGGCUUUUUUUACUAUGGCUGACCCCACUCGCUAUCCUCACCUUGUAGGGAAUCUUGUUUAUCUUGUUGUCACUCGUCCAGAUAUUUCAUACUCCGUGCAUAUUAGGAUUCAGUUUGUUUCUGCUCCCACCGAGCUUCACUAUAGUCAUCUUCUUCGUGUUCUUCGUUAUCUUCAUGGGACUAUCUCUCGUUGUCUUUUCUUUCCUUGGUCCACAUCUUUACAUCUUCAGGGUUACUUUGAUGCUACUUGGGCUAGUGAUUCCUUUGAUCGCAAAUCUCUUUCUGCUUAUUGUGUUUUUCUUGGUGGUUCCUUCAUUGCUUGGAAGAUUAAGAAACAAACAACAGUUACUCAUUCUAGUGUAGAGGCUGAGUUAUGAGCUAUGUCCCUUUUGAUAGCAGACGUUACUUGGUUACGUUGGUUACUUGAGGACCUUGGUGUUUAUGUGAUUUCGCCAACUUCUUUGUUGUCGGACAAUACAAGUGCUAUUAGUAUUGCUCGUGAUCGUAUAAAGCAUGAGCUUACUAAGCAUAUUGGUGUGGAUGUUUCUUACACCCGCACAUAGGUACUGGAUCAGGUGGUUGCUCUUCAGUAUGUGCCUUCCGACUUGCAGGUGGCUGAUUUCUUUACAAAGGCAUACACUAGAGCUCAACACAGAUGAGAGGACUGUAUAAAGGUGCAUCAUCUUCAUUUAUCGGUAUCGCACUUGAAAGCUCCCUUUUCUUUGGCACAUAUUCACAAGCCAAGCAAUUACUAAAGGGAAAAUCUGAGGAUGGUAGGCCACAGCUACAGGUAAUAAUACCUUCUGCUGCCUGUAGUGGAGCUUUAAUCAGUUGCAUUCUCACUCCAACUGAGCUAAUGAAGUGCAGAAUGCAAGUUCAAGGGAAGCAUGCAUUGCAUGGUACUAGGUACUCCAGUCCUCUAGAUUGUGCUAUGAAAACGCUGCAAAGUGAAGGGGUUUGUGGUCUAUUUCGUGGUGGUUUGGCUACAUUGUUUCGAGAGGCAGUUGGCAAUGCUGUCUUCUUUUGCACUUAUGAGUAUAGCCGAUAUUGGAUGCACAGGUAUCUAGAUUCACCAUGGUUUUCAGGUGGCAAUCACUUAGUUCUGGCAAAAGAUGUUGGCGUAGGAAUCAUGAGUGGUGGCAUUAGUGGGAUGGCGUUCUGGACAGCUACUCUACCAUUGGAUGUUGCAAAGACCAUUAUUCAGACUGACCCUGACCCUCAUUUGAGUCGAAACCCCUUUCAAAUUUUAAAAAUGAGCACAUGCUUGAAAUGUCACAGGUUUAUAGAAGAGCUGGAAUGGGUGGCUGUUAUGCUGGCCUUGGUCCGACGCUUGCACGAGCAUUCCCUGCCAAUGCAGCUGCAAUUGUUGCUUGGGAAUACAGUGCUAAGAUUCUUAGUAUAAGGCGUGACUAGCAUAAGAUGCUGAAAGCUGAAUUGCUGGUCCAAUUUUCCAUAAUAUACCGGGGAACACACCUGAUUAAUCAUUUUUUUUCUAUAGUUAGAUGGUUUUGGUAGGAAAUGUUUAUAUUUGGUACCUUAACUCUUCUUCACCGUGGUCAACUUUUGCCCCUCAACUAUAACUAUUCAAACCAUCUAAAUAAUGUCCCCAGACUGGUUCUGUGGAUACUUUUUGAGUGACAUGGCUGCCACAUCUUGACCCCACACUUCAUGUCCUCUUGUCUUUAAAUUAAAUGCGGUUGGAGAGGAAUAUGAACAAAGGUGGAUAAUCUAGUUGGUCCCAUCACUUCCUUUUAUUUCUUUUCCUUGAUUUGUUUUCCAUGUCGGCAUCCAAUUAGGAAAUCAUCUAGGACAGUACAACCUAGGUACGUGCGCAAGGACGUCAUUUCAGUUUUGACUGUAGAGGAAUUAGUUCUGGAAGAGUUCAGAAAGACUAAAUAGACCUUUGUCCUGUUCAUAGAGAGGUUUCGUUAAAAUUCAGUGUAUUGUAAAACUCAGCGGUACAUUUUUAAUUGUAAACUCAGUUGGGGAGAGGCUUCUUAGCUUAUCCCGUUUGAUUGCAUCAAACGAGGAAAUGGCUGUGACUGCAUCAAUGGAUGUUGCAAAUUGUACCCUGUCAAUGGAGGCCCAUUUGAAUUGACAUUGAUUUAAUUUUGCUGAGUUCAGACUA
Oryza sativa Japonica Group (Japanese rice) is the source of this 2361-nucleotide messenger RNA. NCBI's taxonomy places the organism in Eukaryota, Viridiplantae, Streptophyta, Magnoliopsida, Poales, Poaceae. The record is from RefSeq and is a predicted model, not a curated record.